Molecule: messenger RNA, 1866 nt
Organism: Penicillium longicatenatum
Lineage: Eukaryota; Fungi; Ascomycota; Eurotiomycetes; Eurotiales; Aspergillaceae
Gene: mfs56
Exons: 3
Coding region: 1-1866 (621 amino acids)
Biological process (GO): basic amino acid transport; transmembrane transport
Cellular component (GO): fungal-type vacuole membrane
Molecular function (GO): basic amino acid transmembrane transporter activity
Source: RefSeq, a predicted model, not a curated record
AUGAUCUUGAUCUACAAGAAAAUCAAGAAGCGCAAUGAGAGGAAAAAGCUGGAACAGCGUCAACAGGAAGCAGGCAACAAUGAACCCGCUGUUACACUCACUGAGGAUGCUUUGGAAGCACAGCCCAGGGUAGUGCCCAAGGCGAGUGAGACAGCACCUGAGAAAGAAGACUCGUCGCCAGAAAACAAAGCUGCUAAGAGGAAAAGACGUGUCUACCGCUGGAAACUGAUCCUAGGUCUCUUCGGUCCUUUUUGUCUUCAGUCGCUAGAUACGACGAUCAUUGCCUCUGCGCUACCUUACAUCGCCGAAGACUUUGACCAAGUCAGUCAAUUGAAUUGGAUCAUCUCAGCUUUUAACUUGACCUCCGCCGCAUCCCUGUUCUUCUGGGCCCAACUUUCAGAUCUAUUCGGCAGACACAAUACUCUCCAAGCCGCCAUCUUCACCAUGGUUAUUGGCUCGGCCAUUUGCACCGGUUCUCCAACCUCUACAUUCAGUGUUCUUCUCCUCGGUCGUGCGUUACAGGGUGUCGGGGCAGCCGGAGUCAAUAUCUCUGUUCGGACCAUUCUAGCAGAUGGUGUCUCGCUCUCGGAGUUCGCGGUGAACUGGACUAUCUUUGCUCUCGUGGCGGGCAUCGGGUUCAGCAUUGGUCCCGUUAUCGGUGGAUACUUGACCACCGCGUCGUGGCGGUGGUGCUUUGCCAUCAACCUACCUAUCGGCGUUGCAGCUAUGAUUUUGGUAGUCUUCAUUCUUCGCAAAGACCUCCAGGGCCCACAGCCUCUUCCGGAGCUGGAAGGGAGGGAUCUUUCUACCGUUUCUCGACGUUUUAUGGCCCGGAUCGCAACAAUUGAUUUUGGUGGCCAGAUGCUCUUCCUUUGGGGAUUUGGCCUUCUUAUUCUGGCCUUGACAUGGGCUGGUGGUAAUUAUGCUUGGGAUUCUGCGGCCGUCUUGGCUCCAAUUAUUAUCGGUGCCAUAUUAUCUAUCGCUUGGGUCGUCUAUGAGCGAUUUAUGGUGCCGGGUGCUUUCAUGGCGCGUGCCUUGCCCCGUCAAAAGGCUAUGAUGCCAUGGGAGUUGAUAUCCCAACGUGACAUUGGCUUACUAUUUCUCAUCAACUUCACGAUGGGGGUUUCUAUGUUCGCUGUCAUGUACUUUAUGGAUCUUUACUUUGCUCUCGUGGAAGGGAACAGCUCAAGUAAAGCUGGAACGUCCCUGCUAUACUUCCUACCCGGCUUAGGUGCUGGUGUCUACCUGGCUAUGUUCUCGUCAAACAUCUGGCCUCGCCAAACCCUCCCCACUCUCAUAGUCGGCAGCCUCGCCUCGGCCGUUGGGAUCACAGUCCUGGCUUGGGCCGUCAAAGCCGCUCAAACAAACGUCAUCUACGGGAUGAUGGCCCUAGUAGGCUUCGGUAUCGGUAGCCGCAUGAACCCCGCCUCUUUACACGGCCUCGCUUAUUUCCCAGCCAUGACGGCCCAGAUUUCAUGUCUGGUCUCAUUCGCUCUGCCUUUUGGUGGUCUUGUUGGGUUGACUAUCAUGUCGACGGUUUUCACUAACAAAAGUGGGGUUGACCAGUCGGAUCCAAAGCAAGGUAUCAAGUGGGCGUUUAUUGCCAUGAUACCUUUCAUGUGGAUUUCCGUCAUCUUGACUACUUUCCUUGGGAAUGUUUGGAUCAAGAAAGAUGGUGGACAUGAGGUUGUUAAUGGGGCGUACUUGUGGAGCUUUCUGACUCGAAAGAAACUUACGAGGGAGAGCCGGGAUCGAGGGGAGGAUGUGAGACCGGUUCAUGAUGAGAAACAAAGGGAUAUUGAGAUGACUUCUGCCCAACCUGUUUCGGGUCGGAUUGAUGGGGACGAGGAGAUUACACGGCUUUGA